This is a messenger RNA of Trematomus bernacchii (emerald rockcod), 324 nucleotides long. RefSeq names its product esterase D/formylglutathione hydrolase (gene esd). Gene Ontology annotation, biological process: formaldehyde catabolic process. Gene Ontology annotation, cellular component: cytosol. Gene Ontology annotation, molecular function: S-formylglutathione hydrolase activity. Lineage: Eukaryota; Metazoa; Chordata; Actinopteri; Perciformes; Nototheniidae. The record is from RefSeq and is a predicted model, not a curated record.
GGGAUACGACCACAGCUACUUCUUCAUCUACUCCUUCAUGAGCGAUCACAUCAAACAUCACGCAAAGUUCCUGAACGCCUGAACGCACCACGGGACAGGAAGCUCAGGCCGGACUUCCUGCACGAUUCAGUUCAAUAAAAUCACUUCUGGUUUCUAAAUCAUUUAAUGAAGUCACUUCUUUAAGUUUGAGCAGCACUUACCUGAGGGUUUAAAUAACAGGAGUAUUAGUUUGGGAUCAUGGAGCCACAGGAAAUGUUUGCUGAGACCUGAUUGGAUGUUGCAGCGACUCAGCGGAGAUUCUCUAAAUAAAAUCCUCAGAAAAUC